AUUUCCCCGCCUGGUUCUGUGCAUCUCGAGAGCACGACUUGUUGGCAACAUCGCGGCUCCUUGAGGGCGUGAUCAUCAUGACGGACAAUCCACCUGGCACGACAAACAUCAUCCGGGAUGUCACGGCAAGUGACAGGGCGAGAGUUCACAAUGGCAACAGCUAUCACUAUCACAACCAGGUUUCUAGCUGGAAUUCAGCACAGGCAAAGUUACGACAAAAGUUGCUACGACAAAAGUUGCUAAGGGGCUUGAACACCUGCCCGUACGAAGAGCGAAAGGACAUAAACCUCAGACGCGCAAGCGGCACCUGCGAAUGGUUCGUCAAUCAUGAGCGCUUCAACAAAUGGCAGGAGGAGACUUCGGCGUUGCUCUGGGUGUCUGCUGACCCCGGCUGCGGCAAGUCCGUGUUGGCGAAGCACCUCAUCGACAAUGUCUUGCCAAAGUCCAAUUCCGAGAGCACGAAAAUUUGCUACUUCUUCUUCAAAGACGGCUUUGACGACCAAACGACAUCAGAGGGCGCUCUGUGCUGUCUGCUUCAUCAACUUUUCACGAAGCAGGAAGAUUUGGUCUCCGACAAGCUCUUGGAUCUCUUCAAGAUCGAGAGAAGUCGAUUGUUUAAGUCCUUCCGGCAGCUAUGGAAGGUGCUUCAACAAACAGCCACUCUGAACUCGAAGAAGAACCCCAAGUCCACGAUCAUCUGUGUCGUUGAUGCAUUAGAUGAGUGUAGCAACGCAGGUCCCUUUGCGACAGCGUUGACACAGCUGUACACAGACAACGGUGUUCCUGGCUUGAAGUUCCUGGUCACCAGCCGCCCUUAUGACCGGAUCCGAGCAGCAUUCCGAACGCUCGAGGACACCCAACCGACAAUUCAUCUGAGCGGAGAAAACGAGGAAGAGGUAGAGAAGAUUUCAGAAGAGAUCAUCCUGGUCAUCGGUCAACGCAUCCAGCAGAUCGGUAGAAAGUUCGGCCUCACCAAGAAAACUCGAAAGGAACUGGUCGAUCGUAUGUCGAAGGUCGGAAAUCGAACGUACCUUUGGGUUCAUCUUGUCUUCGCAGACAUUGAAGCUGCCAACCCCUUGAGCGUCGACGAUUUGAGUAGAAGCGUCGAUAAGAUGCCCCAAACAGUUGAGGCAGCCUACGACAAGAUACUUAGCAGCAGCGGUGAUGAUACCAAGGUUCAGCGAGUCCUCAAAUUCGUCCUCGCAGCCGAAAGGCCUCUCCAUAUUCGAGAGAUGGCAACAGCCCUGGUCUAUCUCAGCACAUCGCACCGAAACUUCGCAGACCUUGAGCGCAGCCUCUUGGAAGAUAAAGUUAUUGUCGAAUCUUUAAGGGAGGUUUGUGGGUUGUUCGUUGUCGUUGUCGACCAUCAUGUCCAUCUCCUGCACCAAACAGCCAGAGAGUUUCUAUUACGACCUACGAGAUCAAAGGAGUUGUCCGCCCGCAAACCGUCCAAGUCAAUGCAACUUCCCUGGAGGCAUUCAUUUGAUCUUGAGCAGUCACAUGCUCUGAUUUCCAGAGUUUGUGUGGGAUACCUCUUGCUCAUCGAGUCCGAGCAAAUAGACACGAACGCCGAGGGCUGGCGGGAAAGGAAUCAUCUGGAGUUCCACUUGCUCGAUUACGCUGCAGAGCAUUGGACGACGCAUUACCGCCAAUCAGAGACCAAAGCCGGCCCCGAGCUGGUGGCUGCUGCCCAAAUCCUUUGCAUGCAUCAGCGGCGUACUUGCCAGGUUUGGCUCACGUAUCACAAACCAACAGCACACAUGGAGACUUCGGCCCUCAGCAACCAAAACCCUGAUGGCUUGAUGAUUGCAGCGCACUUUGGCCUGGCGACUUUGGUGCGUCCUAUGCUCCUAGCAGAAAAGAGCUUACCAGUGAGACUGGCACCUCGAAAGGCAAGAACCUCGCCGCCACAGUCCAGGGGCACACGAUCAAGCCAAACUACCUCAGAAUCCGGGCAAUACCAAGCUACCACGGCGCUGAUCAAUCGGCAAGACAGCUUCGGACGAAGCGCGCUAUGGCAUGCUGCCUGCCGUGGACAUAGCAACGUUGUGAAAGUUCUCCUUGAAUGCCACGCUGAAUCAGACGCAUCAGUUACGGAGCUGGACGCACCUCUAAAGGCGGCUGCGAUGUGUGGAAAUAGGUCGAUUAUCAAGCAACUCCUCAAACAUGGUGCGCAAUCUGUGAACCCAGCCCUAUACGCAGCUGCAGAGUGUGGCCAUCACGAUUGCGUCAAGCUCUUGCUCAAACGUGGUGGUCAGGUGGACUGGGCCGAUAAGUCUGGUCGCACGGCGCUGAUGGCUGCUGUUGAGGAAGAUCACAAGAAAGUUGUCACGCAGCUUCUUGACGCUGGUGCUCAGAUUGAUGCUGUGGAUAGAGGAGGCUACACUGCUCUGCUGCUCGCUUCUCAGCAUUUUCGCAGAGAAAUCCUCGCACAAUUGCUUGAACAUGGUGCCUCGACUGAGGUCCGCAACAGCCGCGGCUUUACAGCUCUGAUGCUUUGUUCUUUUGUAGGUCACCGAGCGGCCGUGGCGGAGCUCCUACUCCAUGACGCUCAGACUGAAGCGACAAACAACAAUGGCGAUACAGCUUUGCUAUUGGCCGCAGAGCGGGGUGAGGGGGUGAUCAUCGAUGACCUUGUUGAAGCUGGAGCCAACAUCGAAGCCACUAAUCACGAUGGCAAUACCGCCCUGAUUGAGGCGGCGAGUCGUAGAAGGUUCUGGGUUGUUAAGGUUCUUUUGCAGCGCGGUGCAAAUGUUAACGCCAGGAAUAAUACGGGGCGGACAGCGUUGAUAGUAGCUGCCGCUUCUGGCUUGCGGAAAAACGUCGAGGGGCUACUGAAACACGGUGCUGACAUCCAUGCUCGCGAUUUUGGUGGCCAAACAGCUAUAUCGCAAGCUCAAGCAGGGAGCCACUACACCACCAUAAGGGAGCUGCUAGCUUGGGAAGCUAAAAUGCCCAGCUGAGCCGAUAUGUUCUGAUGGCCAUGAUCGUGGGCUCUCUGAAAAUACUGAGCAAUUGCUGAUGGAAUAUGCGAGGGCGGUGUCGGUCGCGUUGUAGUUUUAGGUUCAUCACUGACUUCUAAUCACGAGCUUUUCUUCUUGUUUCACAUUUUUUAUUCUGGCAGAGUCUAUAGCAUCA
This is a messenger RNA of Microdochium trichocladiopsis, 3138 nucleotides long. Its product is annotated as ankyrin repeat-containing domain protein. Gene Ontology annotation, molecular function: protein binding. NCBI's taxonomy places the organism in Eukaryota, Fungi, Ascomycota, Sordariomycetes, Xylariales, Microdochiaceae. The record is from RefSeq and is a predicted model, not a curated record. The transcript has a single exon. Gene Ontology annotation, cellular component: nucleus; cytoplasm. The coding region runs from base 78 to 2963 and encodes 961 amino acids.